AGCGUCGAGCCUCGCCAGUUGGCCGAGUGGCAGUGUACGCAGUGGUUGCUCGUGCGCUUUUCCAGGCGUCCCCGUAUGAGUUUUCGUUGAUUUAUCUGAAAGGGUCAGCGUACUCGGGGAAAAUGAGUGCGGAAGAAGAGGUAUUACGAAUCCAGAAGAAGCUUAACAAGAUGUCGAGCGGCGACGGGACGGGCCAGGAACAAGCCUUGGAGCUGCUCAAAGUACUACAAAAACUACCGGUCAAUUUGGAGCUGCUUACGAAAACGAGAAUCGGAAUGACCGUGAAUGCUCUGCGGAAGUCCAGCAGGGACGAAGAGGUUAUAUCGCUGUCCAAAACUCUUAUUAAAAAUUGGAAAAAGUUCCUCUCUGGUCCAAAUAAGGAUGGUAAAGAUACCGCCUCUUCUAGUAGUUCGAAGAGAAAAGAGGAGAAGUCCGAAAAGAGCAAAGAGGAUGGCGAACAGAAGAAGGAUAAAGAUGCUGGAGAUGGUGGUGAUGUAAAAAUGAAGGAAGACAAGGCUAGUAAGGACCAACCAAGAAAACAGACAUCUUUCCCUUCUACCACCUUCUCUACGACGGAUGCAGUUCGAUUGAAGUGCAGAGAGUUAUUAGCUGCGGCGUUACGAGUCGAUGGCACCAGCUUUGAUGGCUGUGCAUCCCCUGAAGAACUUGCCGAGGAGUUAGAAGAAGCUAUUUACUCAGAAUUCAAAAACACUGACAACAGAUACAAGAAUAGGGUACGAAGCAGAGUCGCCAACCUACGGGAUGCCAAGAAUCCCACCCUGAGGACGAAUUUCCUUGUCGGAGCUAUUACACCGGCACGCUUAGCCGUAAUGACAGCAGAAGAAAUGGCAAGUGACGAGAUAAAGCAACUACGAGACAAGUUUAAAAAAGAAGCCAUUAAUGACGCCCAACUUGCUACGGUCCAAGGCACGAAAACUGAUCUGCUCAAGUGUGGAAAAUGCAAGAAGCGUAAUUGCACGUACAAUCAGGUUCAAACGCGAUCCGCUGAUGAACCGAUGACCACAUUUGUGAUGUGUAACGAAUGCGGGAACCGAUGGAAGUUCUGUUAAAUUUAAGUUACCUCGAUCAGCCACUACCUUGCUCGUCUUUACUUGACAAGAAGUAUCUUCGAAGGGAAAGUGCUUUUGCUCGAUUGCUAUCACUGUCCGAUGAGUCGUUCGAACGAGACGCGAAGUCAUGAAUGCGCGAUUUAGGUCUGCGGUAAACUCAUUUGUGAUUUAGCGUACAAGGUAUGGAAUUGUCGCAACCCUUAUAGACUCGACAGACUAGUCUCACAAGGAAACAUUCCCAAGUGUCCGCCGCCGAUCGUAUUGAUUUUCAUAUUGAUUUCAUAUUCAAAUGUGGACCAUUGCAGAUAAAAAGAAAAGUCUCUCUUAGAUUUUUGUGUUCUUCGACAUGUAUGAAAAUCAAUAAGAUCGACGGCAGACACUUGGGAAUUUUUCCUUAUCAGUGCUGAAUCUGAAAUAUAAAAAUCGCGAAAUAAUUUAAAUGAUAAACCGAUGAUGAAUUAUAAGCAUAAUAUAUCAGUGUUGUUUCAUAUCUCACUGUUAAGAUUCUAGAUUCAUUUGACCUACCGUUCGAAGUAAUCACAGCAGAUCGGAUCAGUAUAUAUGUGGAUGACUGAUUUCAUAGUUGCAUAUGAAUUGAAUGAGACAACUUUUAAACGAUUUUUAUGGGGUUGUCGAAAAAUCUUAUACCGUGAACUUAAUACGUAAGAGUAUAUAAAAUUCUGUAUAUUACUUUAUUCGCCAUGUGCUGCGCGAAUAAAUUGGUGUGUAAUACACGAAUUACAUGCAA
Orussus abietinus is the source of this 1818-nucleotide messenger RNA. RefSeq names its product transcription elongation factor S-II-like (gene TfIIS). Lineage: Eukaryota; Metazoa; Arthropoda; Insecta; Hymenoptera; Orussidae. Gene Ontology annotation, biological process: transcription elongation by RNA polymerase II; DNA-templated transcription. The transcript is spliced from 4 exons. The record is from RefSeq and is a predicted model, not a curated record. Gene Ontology annotation, cellular component: nucleus. Gene Ontology annotation, molecular function: zinc ion binding; nucleic acid binding. Bases 123 to 1070 code for a protein of 315 amino acids.